AUGGAGCCCACCAGCCCGGCAUCACCAUCAGCCUGGAAGCAUAGAACAGAGAGGUACGGCGACGUCUUCCGCCAGGAAGUUCGGCAGGUGAUGUCGCGUGUGACUGACGGCGCCCAGGUUGUUCACACCUUCAGGAGCGGCCUUGCCGAGCCACUCAACGAGCUCGACUCCUACAGGAAGGCUGCCAUGACUUUGAACGAGGCGAUUCGUUUGCGUGGCUUCCAGCAGCCUCCAACCAAUCCGGCCGCCUGGUAUGCCUACAAGCACAAAACCCGGUUGGAGAAGUGGGCAGCGCCUGCAAUCUGGACGUUGCUCCUGCUGGGCGUUGUCGAGACUCCGCUGUGGUGCAACAGCAAGCUCGGUUCCACAGGAGGUUCUUGCCCGGCUGGGGAAAGCCCCGAAUUCCUCCUCAGCGGUUUGCUAUACCUUCCUGUCGCGUGGGCUGUGGGUGUCGAGCUGUUUAUCCUGACCUUCCUCUUGGUGCACUUCGUGGUACAUCUCCGGCUGUUCAGCGCGAUGAAGGGCUACGGCCAUGCCACAACAGCAGGCAAAUUGCUCGUCGAGGGAGCGUUGAUCGCUUUAAGUUACGUGGACUUGGCUUCCUUUGUCGCCGGCUCGACGAUGCGCGUUGCGCCAGUCCUUAGAUUCGGCCUCGCUGCAUGUGCAGUGCCACGACUGCAGGAGUUGCUGCUGUCCUUCAUUCGGACAACAAAAGCCGUGAGCAAGGUUGGCAUGUUUCUGGUCUACACGGUGCUCCUCUUUGCUUUCGUGACUGCUUCCACCUUUGAUGAUGUCGAGGACAAUGAUCCAUUUGGCACUCCUGCGAAUACAGGCUUUACGUCGUUCAGCAGCGCGGUGUACACGUGCUUCGCAGCUCUGACAACAGCAACACUGCCGGAUGCACUGGUGCCAACAUACAGCACAGAGCGGAUGUAUGCUUUGAUCUGGAUACCCUUCAUCUUCAUGGGGUCCGUGCUCCUGAAGCAGGUAAUCCUGGCUGGUGUCUAUACCGACUACAGCCAGAAUGCCAAGAUCAAUUUGAUGGAAGGUCGCAAGCUUCGACAAUCCGGCAUCGAGUCCGCCUUUGCCCUGCUGAAGACAGCAAAGGAAGAGAAGGGCGCUGCCGUGAGGUUUAAUGAUUUCGAGAAGCUGGUGGACGCCAUGAGUGUGCUGCUCGACGGCUCUGGCUACCGCGACUGCGGGUUCGCGACGGCGGAGCUCCUGGACAUGUCGGGGACGAAGGAGAUGCUGCGAGUGAUCUUCCAAGCCUUGGACGACAACCUGGACGGCGUCUUGGACUGGUCCGAGUUUCAGGAGAUGUGCGAUGUACUUCAGUUUCAGUUCGACAUCACGAAACGUGAUGCACCGUUGAAGGAAUGCCUGACCGGCACAUCCUUGGGAAGGUGGAUGAAGGAGCUCAUGGAGAACGGCGCAAGAGGCUUGAAUUUAGGCUACGCCUCGCGAUAUCCGGGCUCCGCCAUGGACGUGGUCAUGAACAGCGUGGUCACCGCGAAUGUGAUUUGGGUCGUCUUCGAAUCCAUCAUCGACAUGAACAACAUCAAGGAGCCGGCGUGGGUAGUCAAUGUGGACCUCUCGUUCUCCCUGGUCUACAUGCUUGAGGCUCUCCUGAAGCUGUCCUACUGGUCCUGGGAGGAGUACUGGUUCCAUUCCGACAACAGGUUUGACCUGGUUACCAGCAUCAUCCUGAGUGGCGUGGCUGUUGUCUUCCUGACGGUCCGUCACAUCUCGGUUGAAACGCUUCGCAGUGCCAAUGUGCUACGACUACUCCGAGUCCUGAAGGCUCUGAAGCACGUCAAAACCUACAGGCGCACAAGCAUGAUUGUCAGCAAGCUCUUCACCACGUGUCGCGAGGUUCUGUUGCUGAACGCCUUGGUGGUGUUGCUCUGGGCCUCCAUUGGAGUCGAAAUCUUCGGAGGUCGCUUGGUGCCUUCGAACCCCAGGCUCUCAGAGGACCUGGGAUAUUUCCAGAACCACUACCAGGUGUUGAACUUCAACGACGUUCCGAUGGGGAUGAUGACACUUUUCAUGUGGACCCUGGGCGAAUGGAACGAUGACCUGGCGACUGCCUGCUUGGAGCUGGCUGAACCCCUCUCCAUCGAAAAGGUGGUCAUUUGGAGUUUUCUGCUGUCGUUCUACAUUGCAUCGCCUCUCCUUGCAUACAAUGUUCUGUCAGCUUUCGCAAUCGAUGUCUAUCAGAACAUUGAGAGUAGCGUCUCCCAGGAGGAGGAACACGGCCGAGCCGAAUGCGAGGUCGAGCGGAACCUGUUGAAAAUCCAGGCGGAGCUAGCAGAGGACGGCUGGGUGCUGCACAUUCAGGAGUCUGCUGAUCUCGCGAAGCUCCGCGUGCAUUCGUCUUUGUUCAACGUGGACUAG
This is a messenger RNA of Symbiodinium necroappetens, 2394 nucleotides long. The record is from the annotation of a GenBank genome assembly. NCBI's taxonomy places the organism in Eukaryota, Dinophyceae, Suessiales, Symbiodiniaceae.